Molecule: messenger RNA, 2877 nt
Organism: Malania oleifera
Lineage: Eukaryota; Viridiplantae; Streptophyta; Magnoliopsida; Santalales; Ximeniaceae
Exons: 10
Coding region: 318-2612 (764 amino acids)
Source: RefSeq, a predicted model, not a curated record
CUCUCAAGAGCACUGUUCGUCAAAGCUGGGCCCUCUUCAAGCUCUCUCUGUCUCUCUCUCAGCAGCUCAUUUCCAGUUUAUCCAUCUUCAUCUUCAUCGUUGUCUUCUCUCCUUUCCGCUUCUAAGCUCUCAGGCAAUCGAUCGCAGCCGAGACGACCUCCAAUUAAUCCUUUUCAAUCCCAGCAUCGAUCGCGAUUAACCAGAACGGUUGGUUCUUUUGCAUGGAGUUUACUUCACAAGGUGUGGCUUCCUCAAUUGAAUUAGAAAUGAUUUAGUUUGACUUCUCUUUUAGACUGCACGUGACGAUAUCUUAGUCCAUGGCUCGGAAGGGAAAUCAACCGAAGAAUGGUGUUGCUCACCAUUCAUCAAAUCACAAGAAAAGGGUUACGGAUUCAGGGUGUGCACAGCCAGGUACAAAAGGAAGGACAAAAGCAGCUGAGGUGAAGGAUGGUUCUGGGGAGGAGCUUUCAAAUGGUAGUCACUCGAGAAAUCCUUCAAUUAACUGUGUGAAUAAGGCUGAAUGUGUUGGAGAUGUGAAAAAAGGCAAGCAGGAGUCCCAUAGAUUUCCACAAAAUGCACAGCGCAGUGUGGGUGCAAUGGAAGAUGUAGAUGAAAUGCUGCCUAAUGGGAGUAAUUUGGAUGAUUGUGUUGAAAGCACACACAAUACGGGAGCUUCUGGGACAGAUGAAGAAAAUCGUACAUUAUCUAGUAAUGGUCAUGGUAAAAAAUAUGCAAAAAAAAGUUUCGGGUGCUGUGUAAAUGGAUUGCACACAGAAAAUGGCAUGGAAAACUUGAAUUUUUCUGAUCCAGUGGAGGGUAGAAACUUGAGGAGUUCAACUCUUUCUGCUUUGAAGGCAGCUAGUGAAUGGCUAGAUACUGUGGUGAGUGGAAACUUGAGGACAACAGUCUUGUUCAUUUUGGAGGCGGCUGGGGAUUGGUUAGAGAGGCGGAAACCAUUGUUCUCUACUUUGUCGAGCAACAUAUUGAAAGCUUAUGAUUAUGCUCGAGUGAAGAUGGAGCACAUUUAUCCCAUAAUUUUAAGAUGGUUCAUGCAUUUUGGGAACAUAAUACUUCUUCUAUCAAUGGUUUGGUUGGACUGUUCUCUUAGGGGCAUUGAUUCCUUUUUACGUAUGGGGACUACAUCUUUUUUCUCGGUUAUAUGGUGCAGCAUUUUCUCAGUUAUUGCAAUGAUUGGGAUUUCCAAGUUUCUUUUGGUCUUGGUCAUAGCUGCUCUGAUUGGGGUUUUCAUUGGGCUCACUCUUGCAAUUUUCAUCGUUGCUAUUUCGGGGACUAUCUUGCUAUGGUUUUAUGGAAGCUUUUUAACAACAAUGCUGGUCACAUUCAUUGGAGGGUUGGCAUUUGCGCUGAACCAUGAACGCCUUGCAUUAUUAGUCACCACUGUGUAUUCUGUGUAUUGUGCUUGGACGUAUGUAGGAUGGAUUGGUUUGCUUUUGGGUUUGAAUUUAUCUUUUGUCUCAAGUGACGUGCUGAUAUAUUUCCUAAAGAACAACAUAAGUGAGCAUAGAAGACCUAAUAGGGCCCCUGAACAAAAGGCUGGAAUGCGAGACCAAGCAGGGUUCUAUAAUGAGCAAGUGCAUGCUUCCUCAGAAGCUGGUCCUGGGCACUCACAAGAUCGUAGUCCAGGAGUGCCUUCAACCAGUGGGGCUGAUUCGGAGAUAACAUCUGAAGAUGAAGUUAUUCGGUUGUUGAAUUGUACUGAUCACUACUCGGCAUUGGGUUUGCCUCGAUUUGUAGAUGUUGAUGUCUCUUUACUCAAGCGGGAAUAUAAGAAAAAGGCGAUGCUGGUGCAUCCUGAUAAAAAUAUGGGUAAUGAAAAGGCUGCAGAAGCGUUUAAGAAACUUCAAAAUGCAUAUGAGGUUUUACUUGAUUCUUUUAAACGGAAAGCAUAUGAUGAUGAGUUAAGAAGGGAGGAGCUGCUGAACUGUUUCCGCCGGUUUCAAACUGCUUCUCAAAAGAAUGUUGGACAUGGUUUCUUUGGCUCUGGAUUCACACACACUGGGGGUGACAGUGAGGACCUGCUCGGGGAGUCGAGGCGAAUAACAUGCAAAAAAUGUGGCAACUUUCAUAUCUGGGUUCACAUUAAUAAAUCAAAAUCACGAGCAAGAUGGUGCCAGGAUUGCAAAGAUUUUCACCAAGCUAAAGAUGGAGAUGGGUGGGUCGAACAGUCUUCCCAACCCUUCUUUUUUGGAUUAUUACAAAAGGUGGAUGUUCCCUCUGCAUAUGUUUGUGCUGAAAGCAAAAUAUAUGAUGCAACUGAGUGGUAUAUCUGUCAGGGAAUGAGAUGUCCAGCCAACACUCAUAAGCCAAGUUUCCAUGUGAAUACCAGUAUAACCUCCAAGCAUAAUAAUGGAAAGGGAACCAGUUCUGGUCACCGAGGAGGUGGGGUGCCCACCUAUGCUGAAGAGAGCAUGACAGAGGAGGAGCUCUUUGAGUGGUUACAGAAUGCAAUGCAGGCAGGCAUGUUUGAGACGUCUGGUGGCAGUACAUCUACCAGGAGCCCACAUGCCAAAGCUGAAAAUCGCCCCAAGAGUGGUGGAAGCAAUAGUGGCAGCAGCAGCAAGAGAAAGAAAAAGGGUAAGAGGCAAUGGUGAGCACCCAUGUUAUUUAGGUAAGCUUUCUGAGCCGGUAAAGAGAGAGCUCAUAAACUUGAACCAAGGGCUGAAGGUCAUUUUUAAAAAAUGAAGGCCCCAGGGAAAUUUUGCCCCAUUUCAAGUUGUACACCACUAUAAAUGGAAGCACCUUAAGCCGCCUUCCUGUGGGGUUGUAUAGUUCCUUCCCUAUUUUUGUGGUAAAUUAGCCCCUAAACCUGUGAUAAAUUUGAAAUACAUAGCCAGCAAUAUAUGGCAGUUUAACUUU